Amphibalanus amphitrite is the source of this 2322-nucleotide messenger RNA. Its product is annotated as trichohyalin-like. Lineage: Eukaryota; Metazoa; Arthropoda; Thecostraca; Balanomorpha; Balanidae. The coding region runs from base 157 to 2322 and encodes 721 amino acids. The transcript is spliced from 12 exons. The record is from RefSeq and is a predicted model, not a curated record.
CGCGUCAAAAAUAGCAAGCUCCCAAGCCUUGCCCCCAAGCCCCUUCCAAGAGACCAUGGCUCCAUCUAAUUCCAAUGAUUACCCAUUAUAUUUACCUCUAAUAUGAGUUGGUUUAGUUCAAGAUAUUUUACCAUCGGGUAAUAAUUUUCAAGAGAAAUGGCUGAAGCAAGUUCGGGGCAAGAUUUACAUGUUCUCCGUGCCAACACUGGAAUGGCCAAAGAAAAUGACGUCGCGCCCCUGGACCCAACAAUUAGCAGCGCUGAUGUUUACAGAAUGUGUAAAAAGAUUGCACAACUGACAAAGGUAAUAUAUAAUCUGAAUGUGAAGAACGACGAACUGGAAAUUUACCAAACUCGCAUGCAGCAUGACUACGAAAAGAAGAUGUGGAAGCUCACUGCUGAUGUGCAGCAGCACGUCAGCAACGCUGCCUCCCUGAUGCGCACCGAGUCGACUCGCUCGGCUGAAAUGUCUCAGCUGCGGGCCCAUCUGGACGAACAGAUGGCGCUGUCUAAUAGCCUUGCUGAGGAGCUCAAACGGACCAAGCAACAACACGAAGCGGAGCUGUCUGCCGCCGCCGAGGAGUCGGAGCGGCGGCUGGCGGCGCAGCGGGCGGCGCUGGCCGAGGCCGAGGAGGUGCAGCGCUCGCAGUCGGACAGGCUGACGGAGGUGGAGACGGAGCUGGCGGCCGAGCGGGCGGCGCUGCUCCGGAGCGGCCAGCAGAGGGACGCCCUCCAGCAGAACGUGCUGCGACUGGAGCGUCAGCUGCGGGAGGAGGCCGACCGGGCGCAGACGUGGCGCGCAGAGAGCGAGCGCGCCGCUGCCGAAAGCGAGAGGACGGCGGAGGAGGCGGCAAUGCUCAGGCGGGAGCUGGCGUCUGAGCAGCAGCGGUUGGAGCAGCUGCGGUCCGAGCUGAACGAACGCCAGCGGCAGUUGGAGGAGACGCUCUCCCGGGAGCAGGCGCUCGGCGCCCGGCUGACGGAGCGGCAGCAGGAACUGGACCGGCUGACCUCUGAACUGUCCGCCUCGGUGGCCGAGCUGCGGGACCGGGACGGACGGCUGGAGCUGCAGGAGGGCCGGCUGCGCGACCAGGACGCCCGGCUGGUCACGCUGACGGAGCACCUGCAGAGCCGCUGCGAGCAGCUGCACAGCGCGCAGGCGCAGCUGGAGGCGGCCCGACAGCAGGCGCGCCAGCAGACCGCCGAGACGGAGCGGCUGACUGAGCGACUUCAGACACUGCAGACCGAGGGCGCCGCCGCGCGCAGCCGCGCCGACCAGCUCUCCCAGCUGCUCAUCGCCAGGGACGCCACCAUCAGCCAGCUGGAGUCUGAUCUGGCCGCUGCCGAGUCUGCCGCCGCUGAGGCCAGGGCCGCCGCCGAGUCUGCCGCUGCCGCGUCCGAGGCCAAUCCUGCGGGGACUGAGACCGAGUCGGCCACAGCAGACCUACAGACGGAACUGGAGCAGACCCAGCGCCUGCUGGAGGAGUGUCGGAGCGAGCUGGAGGAGGCGCGGCAGCAGCUGGAGGAGUUGGAGACGCAGCGGGAGGAGCAGUCGCAACUGAUGCAGGCCGCGCUGGAGGAGAGCGCCUCUCUCGAGUCCGACUGCCGCCGCCGGGUGGAGGCCCUGCAGACGGUGACUGCCGAGCGCGAGCAGCAGCUGAUGGACGACGCUGAGACCCGGCUCAGGGAGGUGCGCCGAGACUGCAAACGCAAACUGGACGAGCAGCAGCGCGCGGCAGAGGAGCGCCUGGCCAACAUGCGUCACACGGUGGAGGCUGAGCUGGCGGCCCAGAGAGAGGAGCUCGACCAGCGCAGCGCCAGCGUCGACAGGAAGCUGGCUGAGAUGGAGUCUCUCCGUUCGUUUGAGGCGGAGGUGGUGCAGCUGCGAGGCCUCACUCACGAGCUGAUGCGUGAGCUGCGCGUGGGCACGCGCCAGGUGGAGCUGUGUCGAACACAGGAGGCGCGCACGGCAGAGGAGAACCGGCGGCUCACUGAACUGGUCAACAAACACAAUAGCACGGUGGCCAGUGUACAAAAGGAGCAGCAACAGCUGCGACUGCAGCUGGAGCAGCAGCUGCGGCUGCAGGCUGAACAGGAGCGCGCCGCCCUGGACGCCCAGUGGGAGGACCGGCUGCGAGAGGAGCGGCGCACGCUCAAGGCCGAGCUCGACUGUCUGCACUCGGAGGAGAAGCACCUGGCCGUCGAGUCGAUGCGGCUGGGUCGGGAGCAGCGGCUACAGGAGGCCGAGCAGUGCGCCCGGCAGCUGCAGCGGCAGGUCAGUCGAGUGCCCGUCGGUAGAAGCUGGAGUGUGCCGCUGAUGAGCUGA